Betta splendens (Siamese fighting fish) is the source of this 2241-nucleotide messenger RNA. RefSeq names its product Golgi pH regulator (gene gphra). The coding region runs from base 219 to 1586 and encodes 455 amino acids. The record is from RefSeq and is a predicted model, not a curated record. Gene Ontology annotation, molecular function: voltage-gated monoatomic anion channel activity. Gene Ontology annotation, biological process: intracellular pH reduction. The transcript is spliced from 14 exons. Gene Ontology annotation, cellular component: Golgi cisterna membrane. NCBI's taxonomy places the organism in Eukaryota, Metazoa, Chordata, Actinopteri, Anabantiformes, Osphronemidae.
GACUCGUUUUGCUGACGUACCGCUACGAGCUGCGGUUGUAACUUGACAGCUGAACAACAACUGGAGCUGAAAUGAGCUCAUUCACAACAUAUCAGCCGUCUCAAAGUUUGUGAGCCUCUUUGUAUUUUUCCAUCGGCAUGAACUGAGUCGUGUCGUCACCCAGGUCUGCUCGCACAGGGAGGUUUUGACAGAUUACAGGUUGUUUUUCAGACAUCAUCAUGUCGUUUCUGGUGGACUCUGUCAUUAUGUUCACCUCUCAGGUGUUGUUCUUUGGAUUUGGCUGGUUAUUCUUUAUGCGGCAGCUAUUCAAAGACUAUGAGGUGCGGCAGUAUGUCGUCCAGGUGGUUUUCUCAGUCACCUUUGCCUUUUCUUGUACCAUGUUUGAGCUCAUCAUUUUUGAGAUUCUGGGUGCCUUGAGUAGUAGUUCUAGGUAUUUCCACUGGAAACUGAAUCUGUAUGUGAUACUGCUGGUUCUUAUCUUUGUGGUGCCUUUCUACAUUGGUUAUUUUGUUGUCAGCAACAUACGUCUGCUCCAGAGACAGAGGCUACUUUUUGCCUGUAUGGUGUGGUUUACCUUCAUGUAUUUCUUCUGGAAGUUGGGAGACCCAUUUCCCAUCCUCAGCCCAAAGCAUGGCAUCCUGUCCAUUGAACAGCUGAUCAGUCGUGUCGGUGUUAUCGGCGUCACGCUCAUGGCUUUGUUGUCUGGGUUUGGUGCCGUUAAUUGUCCCUACACCUACAUGUCAUAUUUUCUCAGAAACGUAACAGAUAGUGACAUCUUAGCACUGGAGAGACGACUUCUCCAAACUAUGGACAUGAUUGUCAGCAAGAAGAAACGCAUUGCCAUGACACGGAGGCAGAUGUAUCAGCGUGGGGAAGAUCAGAACAAACAGGCUGGAUUUUGGGGCAUGCUCAAAAGCGUGACCUCCACACAGUCUGGCAGUGAAAAUCUCUCUUUGAUCCAGCAGGAAGUUGACGCUCUGGAGGAGCUGAGCCGACAACUUUUUCUAGAGACUGUCGACCUGCAAUCCACCAAGGAGCGGAUCGAGUACUCUAAGACAUUCCAAGGGAAAUACUUCAACUUUCUUGGCUACUUCUUUUCCAUCUAUUGUGUUUGGAAAAUCUUCAUGGCCACUAUAAACAUAGUGUUUGACCGAGUUGGAAAGACUGAUCCAGUGACCAGGGGUAUUGAAAUUACAGUGAACUACUUGGGCAUUCAGUUUGAUGUGAAGUUUUGGUCCCAACACAUCUCUUUUAUUUUGGUGGGAAUCAUAAUUGUUACAUCCAUACGUGGCUUGCUCAUCACCCUCACAAAGUUCUUCUAUGCAAUAUCAAGCAGCAAGUCUUCCAACGUCAUUGUGCUCGUCCUCGCGCAGAUCAUGGGGAUGUACUUCGUGUCAUCUGUGCUCUUGAUGCGUAUGAGCAUGCCGCUGGAGUAUCGCUCCAUCGUGACUGAGGUCCUAGGGGAGCUGCAGUUCAACUUUUACCAUCGCUGGUUUGAUGUCAUCUUCUUGGUCAGUGCUCUGUCCAGCAUCCUCUUCCUCUACCUAGCCCACAAGCAGGCGCCAGAGAAGCACAUGGCCCUGUGAUCUCCUACACUGGUUAAGACUACGUGGAUCUCCGGACCUGGGGGCUGACGUUCAGUCUGACAUUUAGGAUAUUUUUUUUAUUACUUAGAAUUUCUGUUCCUGAAUCAGGAAUAACUGAUUGAUAAAGAGUUGAAGAACCACUGGAACACGUGAUGUAAGAGGUCUGGCGAUGAACGUCUCGCCCUGCAGCUCCUACUGUGCGUUUUGACUCUCGUAGUCAAAAUGUUGCCUGGCACAUGUUUCACUCACACUGAGGUGUGAAUGGACUAUAUGAAGAAAGGAAACGUCAUGUACGAUGUUCAGACUUAUUUUUUCAACAUUUAUUUGAUUCCUGUGAUGAAAGCCUCAGACAGAUGGCAUUUGUUCUUUAUUUGUUUGAUGUGGGAUCUGUAAAUGGUUUAAUUUUAAAAAUGGAAACAAAAACGUUUUAUAUUAGAUAAUAUACACAAUAUAAUUACUGGAAACAUUAACAGGAAGUUAAAUCUUGGUGGCAUUGGUGAACAUGGGUAUGGGUAAUAUUCUAAUCAUUGUACAUGCUCAACAACACGUAGACCUACUGCUGACAUCAAACGGACUUAGUCAGGAACACGAUUUGUUCUCAUACAGUCGACACAAUUAUUGGUUUGAUUCUUAUUGAAAGUGAAUUUCAAAAAUA